AUGACAACAGCCACGUCUCGCGCCCCUGCAUCACCAGACCCAGAAGAAGAGGAGCUAGACACGGAGAUCACCUCAAUCCGUGUUGAAAUUCAAAACCUCCAAAAACACAAGCGCAUCCUCUCAUCCAGCCUCCUAACAACCGACGCAAUCCAAAAAUUCCUCCGCAAACAACCCAAACCUCUCACCACAACAAACCAAACCGACCCCCUAGCAGCAUUAUCUCCCCUUGUCCAUGCCGCCGGCACACACGCCUCCUCAAAUCACCACCGCAUCGCCUUCGGUGCAACCGCCUUCCCAUUCAAAGACCCAUCCCCAACCUCCAGCGCUGGAACUCUCCUCGGCGUGCGCAUCGACGUAUGCGCCCGCAACGGCCGUUUCGCAAAACCAUACUAUAUACUCCUCAAGCAUGAGCAGAGUCGCGCGGGCCUUGGUCCUGGUUCUACGAAGAUGUUGAAAGUGCAUCGACACACCGUGCCGGGGUUUAUAUCGAUAGCGAAGCUAGAGAGUGCUUACCUACCGCAUCCCGGUAUACCACGUAGGGUAGGGAAUGGGGACGGGGAUGCGGGAGAAUGGUCUGGCGAGGAAGAGCACGCUGAGCCCGCGAAGCCGUGGAAGAAGAGUGGCAGCUCUAUCCAGAAGCAAGAUCUGCGGGGAUUUGUACGCGAGCUUCGGAGGGAGUUGGUUGCGUGGCACAUGCGCGUGGAUGCGAUUGACUUCCUGCGUGAGAAAUUGGGUCUUGUUGCUGCGGAGGGGGUGUCGUUGCCGUUUGAUAUUUCGCCGGAUCGGGAUACGGGCAUUGUGUCUUUAGCUGCCGUUGCGGCUGAGGCGCGGUAUGUGCGGGUUGAGUGGGUUGAUGGACGGGUUGGACGGCUGAAGUUGUCGAAUGCGGGGAUUGUGGAAAGGGCUGUUGUUAUUGGUGAUCAGGGGAGGGAUAAGAAGGUUGAGGAUGCGAUGACUGGUGGUGGAGGGAGGAUUGAGACGGUUUUGGAUAGGUUGAGAGUAGAUACGUUGUCUGGAUCAGCUGGGCUGUGA
This is a messenger RNA of Penicillium digitatum Pd1, 1032 nucleotides long. RefSeq lists its product as uncharacterized. Gene Ontology annotation, cellular component: Mis6-Sim4 complex; kinetochore. NCBI's taxonomy places the organism in Eukaryota, Fungi, Ascomycota, Eurotiomycetes, Eurotiales, Aspergillaceae. The record is from RefSeq and is a predicted model, not a curated record.